AUGAACAGCACUGGCUGCAGUGUACUCAUUGACGGAAUAUAAUUUGUAGUUCUUUAAAUGAAAAAAUACACUAUUUUGUGAAAACGUAAUUCAUACGAUGCAUGUCAGGAUACUGCAAUCGACGAUCAUUUAUGGUGUUUGGAAAUGAGGACCCAAAUACAAAGGAGAAUUUUGUGCUGGCGGGCGCUGUGGCUGUUGUGUUUCGCUGUUUUGUGGAGUGAUGCAGACGCGCAGCUUCGUUAUACAAUACCGGAGGAGCUGAAGGAGGGAUCUGUUGUUGGAAAUGUAGCUAAAGAUCUAGAUUUGGAUGUAUCUGAGAUUUCUAAUCGUAAAUUACGGAUAGCAUCGGAGUCUGGUAAGCAAUAUUUCAGCCUGAAUUUGAGGAAUGGCGAGCUACUUGUGAAUGAAGUAAUAGACAGAGAAACAUUGUGCGAACAAAGCGCGAGCUGUGUGUUACCAUUACAAGUCAUCAUAGAGGAUCCACUCCAGUUUUAUCGUGUAGAAGUGGACAUACAAGAUAUUAACGAUAAUUCUCCGAGGUUCCUUUCUGACACGAAAUUUAUUGAUGUAUCAGAGGCCACGCUAACCGGAGCGAGAUUUCGUUUGGAGCCUGCACAAGACGCUGAUGUAGGAUCAAACUCCUUGCGCACGUAUGCUUUAAACAAAAAUGAAUAUUUUGUCUUACAAGUUAAAAAUGAUAAAGACGGAACAAAAGUUCCAGAAAUUGUUUUGCAGAAGGCACUUGAUAGAGAAAAACAUUCUAUACAGCAUCUAAUUUUGACAGGCAUUGAUGGAGGUGAUCCAGCAAGAUCAGGCACCGCUCAGAUUACGGUUAGAGUGUUGGACGCAAAUGACAAUGCACCUGUAUUUGAACAAGAUUUGUAUGAAAUUAAAGUGAUGGAGAACUCUGCUCCAGGCACGAUCAUUCAAAUAGUGAAAGCAAUUGACUUAGACGAUGGCUUGAACAGUGAAAUUGAAUAUUCAUUAGGAUCUGACACACCAGAAACACUGAACAAUUUAUUUUCUAUUAACUCGAAUACUGGCGAAUUAACUAUAUCAAAAACUCUUGACUAUGAAAUGAGCACCACAUAUAAAAUUGACAUACGCGCAAGAGACAAAGGAGCGCCUGUUAUGGAAGGACAUUGCAGAGUCCAGGUGAAUGUUUUAGAUGUGAAUGAUAAUGCGCCUGAAAUCACCAUUACAUCCUCACCCAAACCUGUGCGAGAAGAUGCGCCUGCUGGGACAAUGGUAGCUUUAAUAAAUGUUAAAGAUUUGGAUUCGGGCAUAAAUGGCAACGUAACUCUUGCUAUUUCGUCUGAUACUCCUUUUAAAUUAAAGCCAACGUUUUCAAAUCAUUAUGCAUUGGUUUCAGAUUCAGACUUGGAUCGAGAAAAGUUUCCUAAAUAUGAUAUCGAGCUCAAAGCAUCAGACUCUGGAUCACCUCAACUGGUAUCAAGCAAAUUCAUUACAGUUAAUAUACUAGAUGUCAAUGAUAAUCCUCCUGCUUUCUCUGAACGUGUGUACUCGGUUUAUAUUAAAGAAAACAGCGCUCCAGGAUCAAUAUUAGCAUCGGUGACAGCCUCAGACUUAGAUACAGGAGAAAAUGCUAAAAUUGUCUAUUCAGUUAUUGAUACUAAUACUAGAGACGUACCUGUCUCUUCAUAUGUUUACAUAAACGCAGAAAACGGCAGUAUAUUUAGCAUGCACUCGUUUGAUUAUGAGAAAAUGAAGGUCUUUCAUAUUACCGUGCUUGCUAAAGAUCAAGGCUCUCCAUCUCUGAGCAGCAACGCAACUGUUCACGUGUUUAUUCUGGACCAGAACGAUAAUACACCUGCUGUUAUUUACCCGUCCACAUCUAUGGGCUCGGUCUCUCAUCAGAGGAUGCCCCGUUCCGCUAAAACAGGGCAUCUCGUUACUAAGGUAACAGCAGUGGACGCGGACUCGGGUCAUAACGCCUGGCUGUUUUACAGGCUCGCGGAGGCCACGGACGCGUCUCUGUUCAGUGUGAAUUUACAUACGGGAGAGGUGAGGACUAAACGCGCUGUGUCAGAGCACGAUGACUCCUCUCAGAGACUGGUCAUAGAGAUAAGGAAUAUGGAGAACCGAUCCAGUCCCACCACCGUCACAGUGGAUAUACUAAUAGAAGAAGGAAUUCAUGAACCAAUCCCAGAAUAUAGUAUGAAAACAGAAGAAAGCAAUAGUAAAAAAAACGGCAAAAUAACAUUAUAUUUGAUCAUCUCUUUGGGAACAGUGUCUCUUUUAUCUGUGUUGACAUUGUUCACUUUGAUUGUGAAAUGCGUUAAAAGCAGCAUCGGAAGUUCAAGCUGCUGUAUCAGACGAACUGAUUCUGGAUACAAAAACCCCAACAGAAACCUGCAGAUCCAGCUCAACACUGACGGGCCCAUUAAGUACGUGGAGGUUCUGGGCGGAGAUAUGAUGUCUCAGAGUCAGUCCUUUGGCUCUUAUCUCUCUCCAAUGUCCGAAUUCCAGUGAAUCUCACCCUAAUUAGCCAGCAGCACCACAAACUUUACAGACACGCUAAACACGCUUGAUGCGUCAUUACCAGACAGCGCGUGGACGUUCGAGAGCCAACAGGUAAGAUAA
Molecule: messenger RNA, 2604 nt
Organism: Danio aesculapii
Lineage: Eukaryota; Metazoa; Chordata; Actinopteri; Cypriniformes; Danionidae
Product: protocadherin gamma-C5
Biological process (GO): homophilic cell-cell adhesion
Cellular component (GO): plasma membrane
Molecular function (GO): calcium ion binding
Source: RefSeq, a predicted model, not a curated record